This is a messenger RNA of Aspergillus neoniger CBS 115656, 561 nucleotides long. RefSeq lists its product as uncharacterized. Lineage: Eukaryota; Fungi; Ascomycota; Eurotiomycetes; Eurotiales; Aspergillaceae. Bases 1 to 561 code for a protein of 186 amino acids. The record is from RefSeq and is a predicted model, not a curated record. The transcript has 4 exons.
AUGACCCCUCCGCUGCCUCGCGAUAUUGUCUACCCGUCCACGGGAUCCUUUCCCCCCCAAAAUACCACAAACGCCACUAUGGAAGUUAUGGGGGUAGGGAUCGGUGGCGUUGGUGGUUUGUGCCUUUUGGCACUCUUCAUCUAUCUUAUCGUGCUCUGUGCACGAAAGAAGUGGGCAUCUCCUUUUGUCGGGCCCUAUGUGCCCAAGACUCUUGAUGAAUUUGAAACCGUAAUGGAAAUUGUCCGACAAGGACGAGCCAGGCCCCUGUUCCCCCCUCCCACCAAUUUUCAUGAAUGGAUAACUGCCAAAUUCAAGCCGAACUAUAGCCGAACACCAGUGGCUGGCCCCAGCGGUGGUGCUGGGGCUGCUGGGGCUGCUGGGGCUGCUGCCGCUGCUCCCGAUGCAGCUAUUGCUGCUGCUGCCGCUGCCGGUGCUGCUGCCGGUGUUGCUGCCGCCAUUGCGGCUAUUGCUGCCGGUGCUGUUGGGACUGGGGGUACGGGUGCUGCUACUGCUGCUACUACUGCUGGGACUGGUGCGGGUGCUGCUGCUGCUGGGCCCUGA